AUGGCGGGCCCGGCGGCGGCGGCGGUGGCGAUGGUGCUGGCGGUGUUAGUCUCCGCGAGCGGCGCCGCACACGCGUCUGCCGCGUAUGAGCUGCGGCUGGCCAACACGAGCGCCAUCCCCUUCCACCUACUAGACAACCCCUUUAAGGGCGGCCGCGCGCUACUGGCAGAUCCCAAGGAGCAGUGGGAGGAGUGGGAGCGGAUAGGGAGGUACAGCCAGAUCGCCAACCCCCAAAUGCCCGACAAGCACAGCAGCACGGGGCAGGUGGCGAUCCACUCGGUGCUGCUGCCGCAGUCGUAUAAGAUCCUGGUUUUUGGCAGGAACCUGCCGCUCAGCGGGCCCAAGUCCAAGCCGGAGCCGGGGGUCGGCGGCAACGUGUCCACCGUUUACGACGUGAAGACGGGCACGUACGUGGUGACGCCCAACUACGAGACCCUGUUCUGCGCCGGCCACACCAUCGCGAGCGACGGCAUGGUGGUCGCCGCCGGCGGCGACAUGGGCGUGAUUGGCGGCAAGAACCGGUACAAUUUCAUGAAGGAGGGGCGCGACGUGGUGCGGCUGUUUGACCGGAAGACCCUCAAGUGGACCACGCUGCCGGGGGUGAAGCUUUCGGAGUACCGCUGGUACCCGACACAGGUCGUUCUGCCUGAUGACCGGGUCAUCAUAGUCAGCGGCUUCCUGGACGACCCCGGGCGGCCGACAGGCAAGCCCGCGCCAUCCAUCGACAUAUUCGACUACAAGACCAAGCGGAUCACCGUGCGCAAGUCGCGGUACGACCUGGGCAAGAAGUUCUUCACCAACAUCACGCCCGGCUACCAGCUCUACCCCACUGUCCUGCUGCUGCCCUGGACAGACCCAGACGCGCCGGACGACCACUUCUUGCUGAUGUACACGUGCCGCACCGGCCAGAUCGUGAGGUUGACUAAGGACAAUCAGUUCCUGCCGUUGUGGAACUUCCCAGGCCUUGAGCCUCAGGGCAUGUGCGCGGCGUUCAGCGCGAUGGGGUCAUCCGUGCUGAUGCCCUUCCGCCCCGAGCGCGACUACGAGGUCGAGUUCGCCAUGUUUGGAGGCGGCACCCAGGGCAAAGGACUCGACUGCAAGGGCAUCUGCAACGAGCCGGCCAGCAAAUACAUUUUCCGCAUGAAGCUGCCGACGGUGAAGCAGGCCCUGGCCGGCGAGUGGCCCAAGUACUGGGCCUUCACCGGCGCGAAGCAGUACGAGGAGAUGCCCUGGCCCCGCGUGUUUGCGGACGCUGUCCUGCUGCCCAACGGCAAGAUCCUCGUGUGCAACGGCGCCCAGCGCGGCGUCCCCGGCGGCACCAUCGACGGCGGCAGCACCGCCAAGCAGGGCGCGUACACGGCGCUGCUGUACGACCCGGACAAGCCGGCCGGGAAGCGCAUCACGACGCUCGCGACCAGCAAGAUCCACAGGCGAGGCAGCGCGGCGGGGCGCCUGGGAAACGCGAAAAGCGAGUGUGUCGACAACUGCAAGGAGGGCGGCCUGGCGCCGGCGGGCCAGGAGUACCGCGCCGAGUUGCUGCAGCUGCCCUACGCCUUCGUGGACCGGCCCGUCAUCACCUCUGUCUCCAAGGAGAACGUCAAGUAUGGCGAGAAGAUCACGAUCGGCUACAAGCACGGCAAGGCGGUCACCGCCGCCACCAUCACCCCGCCCAGUGCCAACACGCACUCCACCAACAUGAUGCAGCGCGUCAUCUUUUUGAAGACGAGCGGCGUCACCCCAGACAGCAUCACAGUGGAGCUGCCCUCUCUGAAGAGCCGCGUCGCCAACCCCGGCUACUACAUGCUCUGGAUUCUCGAGGGCGACGUGCCCGCCAAGGAGGCCCGGUGGAUCAAGCUGGGGUGA
This is a messenger RNA of Monoraphidium neglectum, 1863 nucleotides long. RefSeq names its product glyoxal or galactose oxidase. The coding region runs from base 1 to 1863 and encodes 620 amino acids. The record is from RefSeq and is a predicted model, not a curated record. The transcript is spliced from 13 exons. NCBI's taxonomy places the organism in Eukaryota, Viridiplantae, Chlorophyta, Chlorophyceae, Sphaeropleales, Selenastraceae.